AUGAAACAAUAAGAAAAAUUAUAAAUAUUUCUUCAAUAUUUAAACAAUCAUGGUUACUAUUAAACAAUUAAAGAACUAAUCUAAAAAACAAGUUAUAAUCAAUUAUAACAAUUAGACUCAAAAGUUGAUUCUUCAAUUGUUUCCAAGAUUACUACUUAUAUUCAGAAUCAUGAUUUUGAUUAAUUGGAAUAAAUAUUCAAUACAUAUGUAAAUUAAGAAAAGAAAUAAAAAUGCAUGUUUAUAAUUGUCUAAAAUCAUUAUAUAGAAUUAUUGUAAUAACAAAAAAUUAAUGAAGCUGUUGAAUUAUUAAGAGGACGUUUAUAAGAUUGUUGUUUAGGUUCAUUUUGUCUUAUAUAAUAGAUGAAUAACAAAAACAUCAAUUAGCAAAUCUCAUUAUAGAAUCAGAAAUUUAACCUCUUACAUGUGUUGAAAUCAUUAGACAAAUCUUGCUUAUAUGUCAUCAAGAAAUUGGAGUCCUACAACCAAAUAGACUUAUGAUUCUAAUGCAUUAAGCAUAAGCAAAUAAGAUUUUAGAAUGUAAAAAUCAUUGUAAAUUGGAAUCUAAUUACUUAAUCUCUUAGAAACAUUUAUGCACAUAAAAAUUAACAAAGAAAAUUAUACGAGAAUAACAUUUAAUGUUUUAAUUAUAUUUCUAUUAUGUAGAUCUAUUGUUCAAUAUUCUAAUGAUCUUUCAUUAUAAGUAUAAGUAUCUGAUAAGGUAAAUGUAAUAAUAUAUUAAUAACAAUUACAAAUUAAUUCAGAACUUUAAUUACAUAAAAUACGUACAUUAAAUGAUUAUCAUCAAAGUGAGAUUCUAUCUGUUACAAUAUCACCUUGUAAUCAAUAUAUUGGUACUACAUCUAAAGAUAAAACAGCUAUAAUAUUUGAAUUAAGAAAGAAUAAAUAAUUAGUAUUAAAUGCUCAUUAGAGUCCAGUCUAAGAUAUGAUUUGGGUUUUAUAAUCAAAUUUUGUUAAUGGAAAUGGUAGUACCAAUAAAAAUUCUUAAAAACAAGAAUUAUUAGAAUAAGAAUCAUUACUUUAAAAUAAUUAUUAAACAUUAGAUACUUUAAAAUUAUUAAAAUACAAAAUAUGGACUAUUGCAAAUGAUGGUUGGUUAUUUGAAUGGGAUUAAGGAACUAAAAUAUAUUGUCUAAAAACAGAAGAAAAAGUUAAAAAAAUGCAUUAUGAUUAAAAUUAAGAUUCACUAAUUAUUGUUAGUGAAUACAAAAUAUCAAUUUAUUAAUUAUCAAAAAAAUAAUUAAUUCGAUAAUUAAGUUUGAAUGAUUAAAUAAUAGAUGUAAAAAUAGAAAAAGCUCAAACUUUUUUAAUUAUUUUGAGUAAAAAUAUUAAUUAUCAAUUUACUUAUUAUUCAUUACCUAAACUUGAAUUUGUGAAAUUGUUUAUAGAACAUAACCCAAAAUUAUUAAUUAGAUAAUUUGAUAUCGGUUGGCAUAAUAAUAAUUUAAUAGUAUGUUGUACUAAUGAAGGGGUAACAAUAAUGUGGCAUAUCUAAAAAGGAUAAUUACCUUUCUUUCGAAAAUAAGUAAAUUAUUAUCAAUUUAAUAAAGAUUCAUAAAGGUCCAAUAAAUUUAGUUAGUAUAGAGCCUUUGAGCUUUACUAUAAGAUACUUUGUAGAAUAAGAUUCAUUGUUAAGUCAGAUAUAAAGGAAUAUAGCUUAUUAUUCAAGAGUUUUCACUGAAUAACGUUCUCCUCUGGCUGAAAGAUCAAUGACAAGUGAAGAUGAUUUAUGA
Molecule: messenger RNA, 1751 nt
Organism: Paramecium pentaurelia
Lineage: Eukaryota; Ciliophora; Oligohymenophorea; Peniculida; Parameciidae
Source: the annotation of a GenBank genome assembly